Molecule: messenger RNA, 2208 nt
Organism: Torulaspora delbrueckii
Lineage: Eukaryota; Fungi; Ascomycota; Saccharomycetes; Saccharomycetales; Saccharomycetaceae
Gene: STE5
Product: Ste5p
Exons: 1
Coding region: 1-2208 (735 amino acids)
Source: RefSeq, a predicted model, not a curated record
AUGAGCUCAAACGAUAGUAUUAUCUUCCAAUUGACAAACAUCGGGGCAUUGCAAAGGGAACCUCAGUUUCAGACUCCCAAGAAGAGCUCUUCCAGCGGUCCUUUGACACCUCCGUCAUCUAAGGGCAAGUGGUGGACCCCGUUCAGUGAAAGAAGGCCUAGUCCAACGAGACCUUUUCCAUCAAGGACGGAUUCGCUGCCCAGACCAACAUUCAACCUACCUCCGAGGACUCCCAAGAGAAGUUUUCUGAAUAGUGUGUGCACAGUGUGCGAUGAGCCCAUUUUUACAAGAGGUAGUGGUGAAAGGAUUAUCGAGUUGGAGUGUGGUCAUAUAAGCCACCAGGAAUGCCUAGUGGUUUCGUUCGAUGAAUCUAGGGGUGCUGAUGAAAUCCUGGAGAUGUUUCCCAAAUGCAAGAUGUGUGGUAGCGAUGUCCGUUGCUUACCAAAGAAUAGAGAUUUUAAGGACAAGCUUAUUUCGGAGUACCUCAUUAGGUCGCGAUCUUUACGGCCUGGUCUGGUACCAGCGACUGCAAGAAGUACGAGAUCUGAUGUUCAAGUCCCGCUGGCUUCGGGGCGUUAUAUCGAUUCAAGACCACGCAAGAAGUUCUCUCUGUCGACGCCGCAGGUACGGCAGAUUAGCAAGAGACCGCUACUACCUUCUGUGGCUGAUUUGAACUCUAUUAUAUCUCAGGAUAACUCGUUCUGCGAUGCAAAGUCGGUGGCAGACCUUUCGCACUUACGAGCAUCUCACAUUGCAGUGUUGAGCGCAAAUUUUAAAGAUAAAUUACAAUAUGGGAACUUAAGAUUAGUUGAUAAGCUGGCUGUUUCACGGGAUGGUGUCAAUUUUACCACUUGCGCUUGCUAUUUGUUCGAAACCGCGCUGGCCGUGGCUGAUCUGGUUAGUGAGGGUCCCGAAUUGCUCCUGCAAGACCUUGAGCUGUUUACGCCGAUCUCAGACGUCAAAGUCGAGACUGUCGAAAAGUCUGUUUUUAAGUGUACCAUACGGUGUCAGGAAUUGUAUUUGACAGAAAGUCUCGACACGGAAACUACACAGAUUAUUCAAAAGUGGAUAUCCGGUUUGUUGAACCAGGAACUGGUGUUUGAUGAGCAAAACUUCACGUCUACACUUCAUCGUGACCAAGCGAUGAGCGACUCGUUGGCCAGUCUGCAGGCUUCAGACAGUGUCAUCAUUAGAAGAGGUACCCGUAUCUCUGUCAUUGGAAAUGAACUGAACAAGCGCGAUACUAUAGGAACCGUUAUGACCACAGUAAGCUCCAUCUUAUCUUUGAAACGCGAUAGGCCCGACGAAUUGAUCGUCGUGUUGCAGUGGAACUUGAAAGAAACUAAUAACGGCUUGGCUUUGGACAUUUACAAUAACGUAAGGGCACUUAGCCUUACGUAUCGAGAUCUCAAAGUGUGCAUAGUAAAUGAGGAAGGACGUGUUGCGAAUCAUGCGCUCGCCAAGGAUUUUUUUACCACUUCAGAUAGAGUUCUUGGAUUGAAGGAUAACAAUGGAACUGUCAGGUUUGACCCCAAAUGGCUGAAGAAUACAUUCUAUCCGGGGAAUAUAACCGCUAACAUUGGAAUUGCUGUAAUAUCGGAUAUCUCCUUGGAGUCAGACAAAUCAUGUCUACUUAUGGACUAUAAACCAUUCGCUCGUGUCGGGAGAAGGAGACCUAAUGAACUUAAAGUCAAGAUUGGAUAUUUAUUGUUGAAUGUGGACUACAGCAAAAGAAUUGAAGAACUGGUUGAAGUUGGCUCAUGGAAUCAAAUUCUUGAAGCAUUGAGUUAUAGUUUUAGCUUGGCUUUUGGGGAUGAUGAUGAGGACGAUGAUUAUGAUGACGAUUUCAGUGAUGAAGAAGAAAGUGAAGCAAAAAAGGAUGAACCUUUUCAUGAAGAAACAGAGUCCCAUUAUAAAACGAUGAAGACCGUCCUGAUAGAAUCGGACACUGACGAGGCCAACAGCACCAGGAGUCUUAGUCUGGAACAUGAGAUUCCAACCAGCACUGACGGCCAAAUACUUAAUCUAGAACAGGAGGCUGCAACUUCGAGGAUCAAGAGAGCUGGCAGCCAAUCUGCCAAACGCGCUGAGAGGGGCUGGGACCCUCUUUUCGAAGAUAUCGAGAGCGCAAUUCGAGAGUUGCAAAGAGGCAAAAGUGCUUCUCCUGAGACAGCUGGACGACAAAAUGAAUUGUACAAUUAUUUAUGA